Suncus etruscus (white-toothed pygmy shrew) is the source of this 2628-nucleotide messenger RNA. It is a transcript of the gene VIPAS39, whose product is annotated as VPS33B interacting protein, apical-basolateral polarity regulator, spe-39 homolog. Gene Ontology annotation, cellular component: cytoplasm. The transcript is spliced from 21 exons. Lineage: Eukaryota; Metazoa; Chordata; Mammalia; Eulipotyphla; Soricidae. Gene Ontology annotation, biological process: intracellular protein transport; vacuolar transport. The record is from RefSeq and is a predicted model, not a curated record. Bases 177 to 1658 code for a protein of 493 amino acids.
UUUUUUUUUUUUUUUGAUGCCGCAGAGCCUGUCUAGAAAGGCUGGUUGGUUGGUGGUCCAGCGGCGCGGUGGAGGUUGUCGUGGUCCCCAGAGGAGGGAGGAGGGCUCGGUGUGGAUAGAGGCACUGGGCUAGGUGCUUCCUGAGUUGCCUUUACUCUUCACUGAAACCCUGUGAGAUGAACCGGACAAAGUGUGAUGAGGAAGAGUACUGGAACAGUUCCAAGUUCAAGGCUUUCACCUUUGAUGAUGAAGAUGAUGAGCUCUCACAGUUAAAGGAAUCCAAGCGGGCAGUGAAUAGCCUUCGAGACUUCGUGGAUAAUGAUGAUGAUGAUGAUCUGGAGAAAGUCAGCUGGAGCGGGGAGCCCGUGGGAAGUAUCUCAUGGUCUAUCAAAGAGACUGCUGGGAGCAGUGGGUUCAACCAUGACGUGCGCGAUCAGCAGAAGAGCAGAAACAGCUUCUCCUCCUAUUCACAGCUACCCAAACCUUCUUCAACCUACUCCCUGAGCAGCUUUUUUAAAGGGAGAACUAGACUUGGAAGUUUCCAGUCUCUCUCUGAUGCACUCUCAGACACUACUGCCAAAAGCUAUGCUCCAGAGCUGGGCCGACCCAAGGGGGAAUUCAGGGAUUACAGCAAUGACUGGAGCAUCACUGACACUAUACGACGCCUCCGGAAGGGCAAGAUCUGCUCACUGGAAAGAUUCCGCUCAUUACAGGACAAGUUACAACUGCUUGAAGAAGCAGUCAACAUGCAUGAUGGAAAUGUCAUUACUGCGGUUCUCAUCUUCAUGAAGAGGACACUAAGCAAAGAGAUUCUCUUCCGGGAACUGGAGGUCCGGCAGGUGGCCCUGAGACAUCUCAUUCACUUCCUGAAGGAAAUAGGGGAUCAAAAGCUACUCUUAGAUCUCUUUAGGUUCCUAGAUAGAACGGAAGAGCUGGCGCUAUCUCAUUAUCGAGAACAUUUGAAUAUUCAGGACCCUGAGAAACGAAAAGAAUUUCUUAAAUCCUGCAUUAGUUUGCCAUUUUCAGCAGAAGAUUCUGCGCACAUUGAAGACCAUUACACACUCCUGGAACGCCAGAUCAUUAUUGAGGCGAAUGAUCGACAUCUUGAAGCUGCAGGACAAACUGAGAUCUUCAGAAAGCACCCUCGAAAGGCUUCAAUCCUCUACAUGCCCCUCGUGACGACACUCUUCUACUCCUGCUUUUACCAUUACACAGAGGCCGAGGGGACUUUUAGCAGUCCAAUCAGUCUGAAGAAGACUUUUAAGAUCCCAGACAAACAGUAUGUGCUGACCGCCCUGGCUGCUCGCGCCAAGCUGCGAGCCUGGCACGAUGUGGAUGCCCUCUUUACCACAAAGAACUGGCUGGGCCACACCAAGAAGAGAGCACCCAUUGGCUUCCACAGGGUGGUGGAAAUCUUGCACAAGAACAGUGCCCCGAUCCAGAUCUUACAGGAGUAUGUCAAUCUGGUAGAAGAUGUGGACACAAAGUUGAACUUAGCUACCAAGUUCAAAUGCCAUGAUGUCGUCAUUGAAACCUACCGGGACCUGAAGGAUCGACAGCAGUUACUAGCGUACAGGACUAAGGUGGACAAAGGUUCUGCCGAGGAGGAGAAGAUCGAUGCCAUUCUCAGCAGCUCACAAAUUCGAUGGAAGAACUAAGUGGCAUUAGCUACCCUGAACCUGCCUCGUCUCUUGCUUUCCUGCCUGUGAAAGAAAGUGGAGUGAAUUCUGUGGGAGAACACAUCACAUCUCUGGGGACCGUCAUCUAGGCAGUGGCUGCUAUGUUCAGUGCACAGACAGCUUCAGACCGAUCUUCACUUCCACUUUCAAGGCCAUCUCCAAAGAUGGAAAGUUUUGACUCAUGAGAAACUUCUCUCCACCAGGUGCUCACAUGAAGGUGGGAGUGAUUUCUAGAUUGGGCCCAUAUUGGGCAAGAGCUUUCUUGGUCUGAGUUGAGAGGCCGACUCCUGGAAGUCUCCUGGACUCAGAAGGGCCAGCGUCUAAGGUCGACCACUCCAUUCCUCUCAGUUAAUGAUGACCCUGGACCAUGUGUUGGCAGCUGGCAGUUCUGCUCUAAAGGAACUCGAAACAGAACAAACAUGUUACCUCAGGAAAGGUGGCAGUGUUGCCAGGACCUGCAGGAGGUGCCCUUACACCAGACUACACGGAACCCUCCAUGAUAGAGAGUGCCCAGAUGUUGCUUUUCUUCUGCCAGUGCCCCUCUGUUGCCCUAGUCUAGCCCUAUCCCAAAAUUUCUGGUUCCUGUUUCCUCCACACUGCCGUCGCCUGUGAGAGAGGAUAAAACACUACCACCCCAUCCCUGUCCUCUGCUUCUCCCAUCUCAGAGCUAUAACCUUACAUGGAGCUCAGAUUCAGCAGUGCUAGAGAAUUCACCCUGUAUGCCCAAACCCCCAUUUCAGAAAAAAGCUUCCAGAAGUUUCACCAGGGCUAAACAUAGCAGCAUUUCUGAGUAUUAAGAUCUUAAGAUGCUGACAUUAGUUUCACAUUUGUUUUCAAGAAGCUGCUCUGUAAUGCUAGGUCUCUGCCCCAUGCCAGUAUUAGCCUCUCUUCUCUGUGGCUGGGUUUCUCUAAUAUGCCUAGACUACUAAUAAAGCUUUUUCUUCCUUGG